This is a messenger RNA of Pongo pygmaeus (Bornean orangutan), 4972 nucleotides long. It is a transcript of the gene DRC8, whose product is annotated as dynein regulatory complex subunit 8. NCBI's taxonomy places the organism in Eukaryota, Metazoa, Chordata, Mammalia, Primates, Hominidae. Gene Ontology annotation, molecular function: calcium ion binding. The record is from RefSeq and is a predicted model, not a curated record. Gene Ontology annotation, cellular component: sperm principal piece. The coding region runs from base 519 to 1130 and encodes 203 amino acids. The transcript has 7 exons.
GGCUGGUUCUAUCACCCUCUUGGGAGCCCAGCUCUUCACCUAGCUCUCCGGCGCUUUCCAAAAUCUGCAGUUAACAAAAAUCGAGCAACGCCACGUCGCACAAACAGGACAGGAGGGGGCGAGGGGUGUGUGCGCGCGCGUGCUAUCCCCACAUGGAUGAGAAAUGAGGGAAAGGAGGGGUUGGGGACCGUGUGAUGAAGUAACAUGCUAGGCCCGGGACAAGCCCGGCUCCGGCCUCGGGUCUGUAGGGACAAGGCUGGGGGCCGGGUGGCGCGGCGCCCGGGUCCCGGCUGGCAGACGGGGCCUCUGGUCUUCCCCUAGCGCGAGGGUCGUGGCGGGAAGCGGGCACAGGGCGCGCGCUCCGAGCCUCCUCCCCGCCCCGCCCAAGGGUCUUCCUCUCCCGGGAUUCAGAGCGGCCCCUCCUCCAGGCCAGGCUCGCCGCGGGGCGCUGAGCAGGCCGGGACACCGCGGCCGAGGUUAUCGUUAGGCAUCUCCCAGGCGACCGGCUCCGCAGCAAGAUGGCGGACGAGAAAGACAGGCAAGAGAUAAUAGUAGCAGAAUUUCACAAAAAAAUCAAAGAGGCAUUUGAAGUGUUUGACCAUGAGUCGAAUAAUACAGUGGAUGUGAGAGAGAUUGGAACAAUUAUCAGGUCAUUAGGAUGCUGCCCUACUGAAGGAGAGCUGCAUGAUCUGAUUGCAGAGGUAGAGGAAGAAGAACCCACUGGAUACAUUCGAUUCGAAAAAUUUCUUCCGGUGAUGACAGAAAUACUACUAGAAAGAAAAUACAGACCAAUUCCAGAAGAUGUCCUUCUUCGAGCUUUUGAGGUUUUAGAUUCAGCUAAACGUGGAUUUCUUACUAAGGACGAACUGAUCAAGUAUAUGACUGAAGAAGGUUCUGUCUCCUCUGCUCACUCCCCGCUGCUGAGGGUCGGUAGAAAGGGGGGUGACACACUCCCACCCCGUCCUUGUCCCACUGUGGUCUCCCCCAACGCAUCAGUGCCUGCACCUUCCAGGCUCCGGAAAGACGAUGUGCCCCUUCUGCUUUGGAAAAUCGCAACUCUCAGAAGACCAACAGAAAUGCAUGUAGAAAAUGAUGGAAAUUACUGGGUAUCAGAGGACACGAUGACCUGAACGAGCAAGAAGAUGGUGGGGGCCGGGGGUAGGGUGGAAGCCAGCUAGGACUCGGUAGUGACAAAUGCAUAACUAUUUGCUUAUUUUCAGUGCCUUUUGCUUCAAAUGAGAGGUUUCUGCUCUCCCACGGUGAAGUGUGAGGCAUAAAUCCUGCUUCAUUAUGGGGAACUUCCAGGGGGGUGGCACAGAGCCCAGGAGUCCCUGUGGCAUGAUGAGGGGGAAGUUGGGAAAGAGAAGCAGAAAGAAAAUGGAAGGGGGCCAAACGCAGGAGGUGUGAGGAGGAAAGCCAAGGAAGACGAGGGGAGAGGGAUGAUAAAACGGAGGGAGAGGCCAGGCGCGGGGGCUCACACCUGUAAUCCUGGCACUUCAGAAGGCUGAUGCAGGAGGAUUGCUUGAGCCCAGAAGAUUGAGACCAGCAUGGGCAACAUGGUGAAACCCCGUCUUUACAAAAAAUAUAUAUAUAUACAAAAAUUAGCUGGGCAGGGUGGCAUGCACCUGUAGUUCAAGCUACUUGGGAGGCUGAGGGGGGAGGGUCACUUAAGCCCAGGAGGUCAAGGCUGUAGUGAGCCGUGAUCACGCCAUGCACCUCUAGGCUGAGCAACGGGGUGAAACCCUGCCUCAAAAAAACAAAAAAACAAAAAAACCGGGAAUGAGAGGUAGGGUCUAAUAGGUAGGAGGCUGGCCCAGGAAACGAGUCGGGGUGUUAUUUUGUGCACUGAUGCAAUGGGUUAACACAUCAGUUUCCUAAGGCUGUCAGGGUGAGUUGCCACAAACGUGAUGCCUCGAAACAGAAAUCCAAAAUCCAGGUGGCAGCAGGGCCAUGCUCUCCCCUAGGUCCUAGGGGAGGAUCCCCCUCGUCCUUGCCUCUCCAGCUACUGCCGGGCCCAGGCAUUCUUCGUCUUGCAGCUGCGUCACUCCCGUCCCUGCCUCUCUGCCUUCACAGGACCUUUUCUCCUGCGUUUCUCCGCGGUGUCUGUGUGUCUCCAAUCUCCCUCUUCUUUCUCUUAUAAGGACACUAGUCACUGGAUCUAGGGUCCACCCUAAGUCCAGGAUGAUCUUAUCUCAAGAUCCUUAAUUUCAUCUAGAAAACCCUAUUUCCAAAUAAGAUCACAUUCACAGGUACUGGGGGCCAUGGACUGAAUGUGUCCCCCCAGAAUUCCUAUGCUGAAAUCCUAAUCCCUGUGUGACAGUAUUUGGAGGCGGGGCCUUUAGGAGGUGAUUACGCUGUGAGAGUGGAGCCCUCAUGAAUGGGAUCAUUGCCUUUAUGAGAAGAGGCUGGAGACCCACCACGUGAGGAUACUGGGGGAAGGUAGUGCUCUUGAGCCCAGAAGCAGGUCCUCGCCAGAACUGACCAUGCUAGCACCUUGAUCUUGGAUUUGUAGCCUCCAGACGGUGAGAGACGACUGUUUGCUGUUUAAGCCACCCAGUUGGCAUUUCUUAUAACAGCCCUAAGUGAUAACUGAUUUGGGUGCCCCUAUUCAACCCUUGUUUUGACUUAGAUGACAUUCUCUACAGGGAAAAUUUCUUAGGACUAUUGGACAAAAUACAAAGUUCUUUUCUUGCUUUUUGGUUUUGCAAAAAAAAGAAAGAUGAAUGGGUCAAUGAGAACAUCUGAAAAGUCUGGAGUAUCACUGAGGAAAUAGAGGGCGAUCGAGAACCCGAAAGUGAAUGGAAACCUACGAUAGAAGUGAGAUAUACUUUUCUGUUGUCACCUCAUCGGACUGUGUGUGAUGACACAAAUGCCAAUAGCCGGCAAACAGCGAGGAAACGAACAUGAUCCUGACAGUCUCAGAAGUGCCCACACUGAAUGAUUUUUAAGUUGAGUAUCUGACUAAAAUAAAUAAUUGCCUCAUUGCUUUGUUGAUUUAACCAACUCUGAAGCCUAAAAGACACGUGUCAGGCCCCGUGAGGGGAACCAGUAGGAAUGUGGGCGAAUGGCGUCCUUGGAGAGUUCAUGGUCUGAUAGGAGAGAAGGAUUUUAUAGGAAAUCACAGCCACAAGAAAGGAGCCCACACGAGACAGCUGUGGGGGUUUGGGGAAGAAGAUAGUGCACCCAGUUGGAGAUAUCAGAGAGGGCUUCCUGGAGGAGGUGGCACUGGACCUGGCAUGGUAGGAGGAAGGAUCUGAAUGAAUAUGUGGUGAGAGGAGGAAGGCCAUUCUGGGCAAAGGCAAAACAGAGGUGGGAGGGGGCGAGCUCGUCAGGCAGUAAUUAGUCAUUCAGUUUGGUUGGACCUUAGAGUCUGUGGACAAGAGUAGCGGAGAUUAAACAUAGUGGGGUUAUUCCGGGGCUGGCUCCAGGAGGGCCUUGAAGGCCAUGCAGAGUUGAUGCCACAGACCCAUGGGAGAGAAGGCCCAGCUCACAGAGAAGCUCCAGGGGCUGGAGAUAGUCAGAGAGAGCUCCUCCAAAACGCCUGAUGUGCCCUGGGACAUCUCUCCUACCCUGGAACUGAUGCUCUAGACAAUGAGAACUUCUAACGCUCUGAGCAGGGAAUGUCACCUCCAAGCUGCACUCCAGGAAAGAUUCAUCUGCAGUUCCUUUUAAGACUUAACAGGAGGCCAGGCAUGGUGGCUCAUGCCUGGAAUCCCAGCACUUUGGGAAGCCAAGGCAGGCAGGUCACCUGAGGUCAGGAGUUCAAGACCAGCCUGACCAACAUGGUGAAUUCCUGUCUCUACUAAAAAUACAAAAAUUAGCCGGGUGCGGUGGUGCACACCUGUAAUCCCAGCUACUUGGGAGGCUGAGGCAGGAGAAUCGCUUGAACCUGGGAGGUGGAGGCUGCAGUGUGCUGGGAUCUCACCACUGCAUUCUCCAGCCUUGGUGACAGAGUGAGAUUCCAUCUCAAAAACAAACAAACAAAAGACCACUUAAUGGGGAUGGGACAAAUUUCAUGGGGCACUACUGCCAUCUCCCCAGUUAUGUGGAACUGAGGGCUGACCAAGCGGGGUGGCUGUGGGAAGAGGAAAGAAGCAAGCCAUGGGCUCUGAGCGCCUGCUUGUGAAGCAGGGAAUGAGCUGUCUGGCGCUGGUGGGGCCGGGCACAGGGAGAAGCUUUUCUGGCUGGAUGUUCACUCCUUGUUUGGGUUAAGAUAAUGUGUGUGCGAUUGUCUCAGCCUCUCAUCUCACAGGAGUUCCCAGUGCACUGCUGAUCCAGAGGGUGCGCAGAUCCGUGCUUGAGACACUCAUCUGUUCUCUGAUACUCCUCCCUCGUCUGUUCUCUGUUUUCCCUACACUGGCAGAGGGGAGGAUGAAUAUCCAUGGCCCCUCAUUUCCUUCGUUUGGAUGAUGGAAAGAUGAAAAUGUUUCAGCAUCUCUUGUUGACAUGUGAGCUGAAGUAAGGCCUGAAGAAUUCUCUGCCCACCGAGAGCUGGGCCAGUGUGUGGGGUGUGGCAGAGACAGAAGAGACGGGAAGCUGGACAUCCCGUGGACUCGUGUGUCAGCUCAACUUCUACCAAGCAUUCCAUUCCCCUGCUCAGGCCCCAAGUCUCAGAAUCAUCCUUGCCUCCCUUCUUUCUCCCUCUCCCUCCUCAUCCAAUCCGCCAAAUCCUACCUUCACAAUAUGGCCAGUCAGCAUGGGUGAACCUUGAGGACAUUAUGCUAAGGGAAUAAGGCAGUUCCCAAAGGACCAACACUGUGUGAUUCCACUUAUCUCAAAUACCUCGGGGAGUCAGAUUCCUAGAGACAGAGAGUGGAAUGCAGAUGCCAGGGGGUCUGGGGAGGGGAAAAUGGGGGGUUACUGCUUAAUGGGUACAAAGUUUCAGUUCUGCAAGAUGAAAUGAGCUCUGGAGAUGGAUGGGGGUGAUGGGUGCAUGACAAUGAGAACGUAUGUAAUACCACUCAGUGUACAC